AUGAGUGCAUGUCUGACACAACAGUUGUGGAUAUUAGAGAAAUUAUAUGCAAUGUUUGGGAUGGGAACAUUUAGGAGAGUAUGGAGAUGGCAUUGUCUCACAACUGAAUCACCACCACCAGCUGCCAGCUGGGGUGUUUCUGCUGUUCCACCAAAGAUCCCAAGAGUUGGAAUUGAGGUUUUGAUUGGUGCAGCACAGGCCCAGGUUGUAGUUGGACAACAAUUUGUUGUUCCUUCUUACUCAAAGGUCUCUUUGCUUCCCCAACCAAUAAACCAAGACAGCGAUGAGGAACUUGAGUAUGCUGACAGUAGCAGUGGUGCUGUAGAAAGUCAAUCAAUCAAUGACUCAGUGGAUGUUGCUAAUGGGGAGCCGACACCCAAUUCAUCUGACACACCUGAGGUUGGGAUUUCAGGAGCUGGUUAUAUUUGGUCACUUUGUGAGGGAGGCCAUGAAGAAGAAUGGAGGCAUUCAAUUGCGCCAAUUCCUGCUGAUAAACUUUCAGAGUUGGCACAUGCUACUCAAGAUGAACUAGAUUUAGCUAUUCAAGAUGGCAGUAUUCUUCCACCUUCGGGGGAGCUAGUACAUGAUUCUGAUGGUACUAUUUCUGAAAAUGAUGAUAAUGAAGAUUCUAAAGACGAUAAUGCCUACUUUGAGAAAGAGGUUGAAGCCACUUUUCUUAGGGCUGUUCAUGAAGGAGUUGAACAGAAUCAUGUUAUCCUAGAAGUGAAUUCGCUUCGGCUGUCAUACAAUUUGUCAUCCACUCAUUGUGCGGGGGCAAUAUUUUACUCCGUGAUGAAGUUGGCUGUAGAAACUCCUCAUGCCAGCAAUAGUGAAUUAUUUAAAAAUGCUGCAAGUGCAAUUACCAAAUGGCAUUGUCUUUUGACGUAUUAUCUGCAGAGCAUAGAUGAGGAGAUUGAAAUAAUAAUGAAAUUUGAAGAGAUGUGCAUGGAAUAUGUGAAAGAGUUCUCUCCAUUAUUUGCACAGAUAUUGCAUUUCCUCUAUGAGAAAAACAUUUUACAAGAAGAAGCUAUUCUUUCGUGGGCAUCUGAGAAAGAAGGGGCCGACGAGUCCGAUAAAGUUUUUGUUAAGCAGUCAGAAGCAUUCAUUCAGUGGCUGAAAGAGGCGCCUGAAGAAGACGAAGACGAAGAGGACGACUGAAAGAAUAUAACCAAUGGAGGUUGAGACUUGCCUAGAAGUCAUUAGACAGUGGUGCUUAAUUUCGCAGCAGCAAAAGCUUUUGCAAAAUCUCGUGCCAACAUCUGAUCUGACUUGCCCCUUCUCACUUACAUGGCGCCAUCAGCAUUGAUCAACAUGUAUACACAAACAGCCAGAGUAACAUAUUUUGUCAUUAUGGGACCAGUGAUCUAGAACACACAAAGAUUGCUGACUGCAAAUAAAUGUAUCAGCUGUUUAAAGCUCAAUGUAAAAGUGUCCCAAAAUUUCUUUGGAACAUAAACGUCUCAUUCUGAUAUAUGGAUUUAGUGCUUCAACACUUGUAGGCUAGCAUUCAAGUUUGCCAUUGGGUGUUCACAGUUAUUGCUGGCUAUUUGUAUUUUGGAGAGGUGAUCCCCUGGGUUUUUGUAUUUUUAUCCUUGGGAACCCACUCGAUGGCUCUUCAAACGAUGGAAUCAUCUUUGAAAGGGAAAUGAUCAAUUUUAAUGAACUGAUAUAUCAAGAAACUAUACAUUCGCCUUAA
This is a messenger RNA of Macadamia integrifolia, 1696 nucleotides long. RefSeq names its product translation initiation factor eIF-2B subunit epsilon-like. The record is from RefSeq and is a predicted model, not a curated record. Gene Ontology annotation, molecular function: translation initiation factor activity; translation initiation factor binding; guanyl-nucleotide exchange factor activity. Lineage: Eukaryota; Viridiplantae; Streptophyta; Magnoliopsida; Proteales; Proteaceae. Gene Ontology annotation, cellular component: eukaryotic translation initiation factor 2B complex. The transcript is spliced from 12 exons. The coding region runs from base 1 to 1158 and encodes 385 amino acids.